This is a messenger RNA of Apus apus (common swift), 2447 nucleotides long. It is a transcript of the gene INA, whose product is annotated as internexin neuronal intermediate filament protein alpha. Gene Ontology annotation, molecular function: structural constituent of postsynaptic intermediate filament cytoskeleton. Gene Ontology annotation, cellular component: postsynaptic intermediate filament cytoskeleton; cytoplasm; intermediate filament. NCBI's taxonomy places the organism in Eukaryota, Metazoa, Chordata, Aves, Apodiformes, Apodidae. Gene Ontology annotation, biological process: intermediate filament organization. The transcript has 3 exons. Bases 11 to 1324 code for a protein of 437 amino acids. The record is from RefSeq and is a predicted model, not a curated record.
CUCCGCCGCCAUGAGCUACAGCGCGGAGCCGGCGGCGCUGGCCGCCUCCUACCGCCCCCUCUUUGCCCAGGGCCCGCGGCGGGGCCGCCCGGGCGCGGAGCCCGGGCCGGGGUGGGAGCGCAGCGCCGAGCCGCGGCGGGCGCGGACCAGCGAAAAGGAGCAGCUGCAGGGCCUCAACGAGCGCUUCGCCGGCUACAUCGAGCGGGUGCGGGCGCUGGAGGAGCGGAACCGGGCGCUGGCGGCGGAGCUGGCGGCGCUGCGGCAGCGGGCGGACGAGCCGCGCCGGCUGGGCCAGCUGCUGGGAGGGGAGCUGCGCGCCCUGCGCGCCCGGCUGGAGGAGGCGCACGGCGAGCGGGCGCAGGCUGCGCUGGAGCGGGCGCGCCUGGCCGAGGAGACGCAGCGGCUGCGGGCGCGCUGCGAGGAAGAGGCGCGGAGCCGCGCCGAGGCGGAGCAGGCGCUGAGAGCCCGGCAGCAGGCGGCCGAGGGAGCCGCCCGCGCCCGCGCAGACCUGGAGCGGCGGGCGGCGGUGCUGCAGGAGGAGCUGGCGGCCCAGCGCAGUGCCCAUGCCGAGCAGCUGGCCCAGCUGGACGCCGAGCUCCGCGCCGCCGCCCCCACGGCCCCGACCCCGGCGGGGCGGCCCGACUUGGCGGCAGCGCUGCGGGAUCUGCGGGCCCAGUACGAGGCACUGGCGGCCCGCAACCUGCAGGCAGCCGAAGACUGGUACCGCGCCCGCUGCGCCCGCCUCCACGAGCGGGCGGCCCGCAGCCAGGAGGCCGUCCGCGCCAGCCGCCGGGAAGCCGGCGAGUGCCGCCGCCAGCUCCAGGCCCGUCUGGCGGAGAUGGAGAGCCUGCGCGGUGCCCACCAGUCUCUGGAGAGGCAGCUGCAGGAGCUGGAGGAGCGGCACAGCGCCGAGGCCGCCGGCCUGCAGGACACCAUUGGGCAGCUGGAGGAUGACCUGCGAAACACCAAAACCGAGAUGGCUCGGCACUUGAGGGAGUACCAAGACCUGCUCAAUGUCAAGAUGGCCCUCGAUAUUGAGAUAGCUGCCUACAGGAAGCUGCUGGAGGGAGAGGAGACCCUCUUCAGCACGGGAAGCAGCGGCCUUUCUGCGCUCAAUCCCCUCCCCAACCCCACUUACUCCUUCCAGCCAAGGGGCUUUAGUUCUAGUCUGUCCUUCAAGGAGGAGGAGCAAGGAGAGGUUUUUAAAGUGACCUCUAAAAUAUCAUCUAGCCAGGCUGAGAUGAUUGAGGGGACCAUAACCUCUGUCAAGAAAAGAGGGAGAUUAAACCUGCAUGAAGGAAUCCUUGCAAAUGCAAAAAUGUAACUGUCGGGACCCUGUCCAUUUUGCAUUUGAGGGGGAACAGUCUCCACUCGGCCUUUGAAUAGCACAAAGCCAUGCUGGGCUCACAGGAAGCCCCUGUUAGAAACACAUAAUCCCCACUAGGGAAACUGACAAGGCUGGUUUCCUCAUGGGUCUCACCAUGCAGAGGCCGAGCUUGGCACAUUGCUCCCUUUUAAAUGGGGGAGAGGCACAGGCAGGUAGUGAGGUGUGUGGUCGACAGUGGACUUGUAGCACCCACCAUCCCUCCCUCCCUGCUCCCACAGUGGGCAAGGGGGAGCUGGCUGGAACCACUGCUCAGCUGGCUCUCGGGAGACAGGGGCGGGGGGAAACAAAAAUUAACACGUUUGUUACACCUAGUUUUGAGGCUAUAGACCUUCACCCACUAUCCAAAUUCACAUAAAUUUAAGCUCUUUCCCACUCCUCAAGAUGUAGCUGUCCAUUCUUAAUCCCAGAAGCACAGAAAUAGCCAUACUGGUCUGUAACCACACCUGACAUCUGGUCUAUGAGCCACUUAAGUUGUAAAGUGUAAGGAAUAUUAUUGGGUUUUUUUUGUUCUGAUAAUGUGGUCUGUUUUUUUGGCAGCAUUAGUCCAGCUGGGUGCAUGGGGUUUGCUAGCAGCAGGUGCAGGGCAGGAAACUGGUAGACUGGAGGUGAAGGUACCCCCAUGCCACGGAACCUCAUCUGGUAUCACUGGCUCCAAAACGUUGGGGUCUGCAGGGCCCCUUGUUUGGCUUCAGGGUUGUCACAUGAAAACCCCACGCUCACAGUAGCAUCAUGCCCCAGCCGGCACUGGGAAGAUGCAGGACUCCUGAACACCAGCCUGCAAAGUAUUCUUGUCUCUGCUCUGUUAUAACAUGUGCCAAAUUUGAUAUAGGAUUUACAACCAUAGGUUUCUUUCAAUGCCUUAAAAUUGCCAGCAAUCGCUUUUGCAAGAGCUGGAGACUCAACCUGUGUGUGUGUUGCAUGUCAGUGCCCUGGCAAGGUUAUCAUCACAAGACCUCACUGCAGUACCAGAGUAGUUCCUGGAACCAACAAAUUGUUUGCUCGCACUCUUUCCUCUUCUAUUGUAAGGCACAAGUUAAUAAAAAUAGUUACAUGAAUCAAA